Messenger RNA from Glycine soja, 1797 nucleotides. RefSeq names its product 2-carboxy-1,4-naphthoquinone phytyltransferase, chloroplastic-like. Gene Ontology annotation, molecular function: prenyltransferase activity. Gene Ontology annotation, cellular component: membrane. Gene Ontology annotation, biological process: phylloquinone biosynthetic process. The transcript is spliced from 11 exons. The record is from RefSeq and is a predicted model, not a curated record. Lineage: Eukaryota; Viridiplantae; Streptophyta; Magnoliopsida; Fabales; Fabaceae. Bases 125 to 1318 code for a protein of 397 amino acids.
AGUGUUACUACUUUCAGCUUCAGUUUCUCUUGUGUUUCUCAAAGUCAAGUUACUCAUCUCAGUAAUCAUUUGCCUCCUUCUGAGAGACACACACAUAGAUAGAUAUGAUAACGUUGUAAUCGAGAUGGCUGCCACGUGUUGCAACUUCACUCAAGCUUCUUCUAGUUUCAAGAAACUGCAUGAGAACAUUCAGCUGCAGAGCUACUUCACAAGGUGCCAUCAAAGAUCAGCGUGUAGUGUUGAAAAAGACUUCCAUAGGAGAUAUGGAGGAAGGUUGCAAGUUGAAAGAUGGCAUCAAUAUCAGCAUGUGUUAUGUGCAAGAGGAGUGGAGUUGUCCCCUUCUGUCAAUGAAGAUGUUGGAGAGGAAAGUGAGGAGGAUAUUUCAAAGGAAACCUUGAUUUGGAGAGCCAUCAAGUUGCCAAUUUACUCUGUUGCAUUUGUUCCUCUCACUGUAGGCAGUGCAGCAGCUUAUUUGCAGACAGGGAUAUUCUCAGCUAGGUGUUAUUUUGUUCUCCUGGCUUCAUCAGUUCUUGUUAUUACCUGGCUCAAUUUAAGCAAUGAUGUUUAUGAUUUUGACACUGGAGUUGACAAGAAUAAAAAGGAAUCAGUUGUAAACAUGGUUGGUAGCCGCAAAGGAAUCUUCAUUGCUGCCUACUCGUGCCUUGCUCUUGGCUUCCUUGGGCUGACUUGGACUGCUGUUGUGGAAAGAAACUUACGUUCAAUAUUGUUUCUUGUUUGUGCAAUUAUUUGUGGCUAUAUAUAUCAGUGUCCACCAUUUCGGUUAAGCUACCAGGGGCUAGGAGAGCCCUUGUGCUUUGCAGCAUUUGGUCCUUUUGCCACUUGUGCUUUUUAUUUAUUACAUGCCAGUGCAAGGGUGAAGAACCAUUUCCCAUUAAGUGGAACAGUUCUUUCAGCAUCAAUUCUUGUUGGCUUCACAACAUCACUUAUCUUGUUUUGCAGUCAUUUCCAUCAGGUGGAAGGAGACAAGGAGGUUGGGAAAAUGUCACCUUUGGUUAGACUUGGCAAUAAAAAAGGUGCAGAGGUAGUGAAAGGGGCAGUCUUUAUGCUCUAUGCUCUUUUGGUUGCUUUUGGUCUAAUCAAGGCACUUCCUCUCACUUGUAUAUCCCUUUGUACAUUGACCUUGCCGUUGGGAAACCUGGUAGUUAGAUUUGUUGAAGACAAUUACAAGGACAAAAAUAAGAUUUUCAUGGCUAAGUACUUUUGUGUGAGGCUGCAUGCUAUGUUUGGAGUUGCACUGGCUUUAGGACUAGUGCUGGCUAGGAAUACAAAAUUUACAUCAUGGCCAAUAUUGAGUUGAAGAUUGGCUUGUCGAAAGAGGAAGUAAUGUAGUGUACUAAGGGGAUUGCUCAAGAGGACCAAGGAUGCAAGUCUGCAUGGUGCAACAGCCAUUAAGAUUUCGGUCAUGAGCAAUUUUUCUGCAGGGGGUUUUGAAUCAGUUCUCAUUUUCUUCCCAUUUCCGUGGCCAAAUAAGAUUGAAAGAAACUGCAUGACACUGAUACCAAUCAAGAGUUGUGUGCAGCAAGCUUACCUCAUCAAUCUCAGGUCAGGAGAUGGUUCCACUAUCUAGGCACCUCGUUUUAACAUUCUCCAAUAAACCUUAGUUGAUGCAACAUUUGCUGCAAAGAAUUUUUUGUGAAAUCAGACCACAUGUUGAUUCUUUUAUUUUUGCCAAGAAUCUUUGCAAAUUACAGUGGAAAUUGGAUUUACAACAUUUGGUGUAAGUUCUUGAAUGAAAAUAUAUGGCAGCUAGCCUUGGAAAGGAGUUAAAGAGCAAAA